AUGGCUAUUUCAAAGAUCCACUCCAGAUACGUCUACGACUCCAGAGGAAACCCAACUGUUGAGGUUGAAUUGACCACUGAAAAGGGUACUUUUAGAUCAAUUGUCCCAUCCGGUGCUUCCACUGGUGUCCACGAAGCCUUGGAAUUGAGAGACGGUGACAAAUCAAAAUGGUUGGGUAAAGGUGUCUUGAAGGCUGUUGCCAACGUUAACGACACAAUUGCCCCAGCCUUGAUUGAGGCCAACAUUGAUGUUGCUGACCAAGCCAAGAUUGACGAAUUCUUGUUGAAAUUGGACGGUACUCCAAACAAGGCCAAGUUGGGUGCCAACGCCAUCUUGGGUGUCUCAUUGGCUGCCGCUAAAGCCGGUGCCGCUCAAAAAGAUGUCCCAUUGUACAAGCACAUUGCUGACAUUUCAAAGGCCAAGGAAGGUAAAUUUGUUUUGCCAGUUCCUUUCCAAAACGUCUUGAACGGUGGUUCCCACGCUGGUGGUGACUUGGCUUUCCAAGAAUUUAUGAUUGUCCCAUCCGGUGCUCCAUCAUUCUCUGAAGGUUUGAGAAUCGGUUCAGAAGUUUACCACCACUUGAAAUCAUUGACCAAGAAGAAGUAUGGUCAAUCCGCUGGUAACGUUGGUGACGAAGGUGGUGUUGCUCCAGAUAUCAAAACCGCUAAGGAAGCUUUGGACUUGAUCGUUUCAGCUAUUGAAGCUGCUGGUUACACCGGUCAAGUUGACAUUGCCAUGGAUGUUGCAUCAUCCGAAUUCUACAAGGAUGGAUUGUACGACUUGGACUUUAAAAAUCCAAACUCUGACAAGUCCAAAUGGAUCACUGGUCCACAAUUGGCUGAAUUGUACGAGCAAUUGUUGAAUGAAUACCCAAUUGUCUCCAUUGAAGACCCAUUCGCUGAGGAUGACUGGGAAGCUUGGAGCCACUUUUUCUCCAAGGUUGAAGGUAAGACUCAAAUUGUUGGUGAUGACUUGACCGUUACCAACCCAAUCAGAAUCAAGAAGGCCAUCGAGACCAAGGCUGCUGACGCCUUGUUGUUGAAGGUUAACCAAAUCGGUACUUUGACCGAAUCAAUCCAAGCUGCCAAUGACUCAUACGCUGCCGGUUGGGGUGUUAUGGUCUCCCACAGAUCAGGUGAGACCGAAGACACCUUUAUCGCUGACUUGUCCGUCGGUAUUAGAUCAGGUCAAAUCAAGACUGGUGCUCCAGCUAGAUCCGAGAGAUUGGCCAAAUUGAACCAAAUCUUGAGAAUCGAGGAAGAGUUGGGUGACAAGGCCAUCUACGCCGGUAAGGACUUCCACAAAGCCCACUCUUUAUAA
This is a messenger RNA of Lodderomyces elongisporus, 1320 nucleotides long. It is a transcript of the gene ENO1, whose product is annotated as phosphopyruvate hydratase. The transcript has a single exon. NCBI's taxonomy places the organism in Eukaryota, Fungi, Ascomycota, Pichiomycetes, Serinales, Debaryomycetaceae. Gene Ontology annotation, cellular component: phosphopyruvate hydratase complex. Gene Ontology annotation, biological process: glycolytic process. The coding region runs from base 1 to 1320 and encodes 439 amino acids. Gene Ontology annotation, molecular function: phosphopyruvate hydratase activity; magnesium ion binding. The record is from RefSeq and is a predicted model, not a curated record.